UGUGAACACUGCGAACCUCGCCACCUUGCUGGAGCUAUGCUGGCCGCUAGACGUCUUCGCGUGCUUCGCCAGCCUCUUCUCCAGACCCGAUGGAUGAGUGCGCUAGUGGAGGAAGCGGCCUCUCCGAUCCUCACGCCCGCCGCGCGUAAACUGGCCUUCACGGAAGAGCUGAAGCAGGCGCGCAAGCGGGCACUUGAAGGAGGCGGUGCUGAGCGUGUGGCCAAGCAGCACGAAAAAGGCAAGCUCACGGCUCGCGAGCGCAUCGAGCUGCUACUGGACACGGGCACUUUUCGCGAGUAUGACAUGCUUAAGUCUCACCGUUGCUCGGACUUCGGCAUGGAAAAGCAACAAUACCCCGGCGACGGUGUUGUCACUGGUCGAGGACUCAUCAAUGGCCGCCUCACCUUCGUCUUCAGCCAGGAUUUCACCGUCUUUGGUGGAAGUUUGUCCGAGACGUACGCAGAGAAGAUCGUUAAGAUCAUGCAGAAGGCCAUGCAGCUGGGAGCGCCCGUGAUUGGACUCAAUGACUCGGGCGGUGCACGGAUCCAAGAAGGAGUAGCGUCUCUGGCUGGCUAUGCUGACAUCUUCCAGCUGAAUGUACUGGCGUCUGGUGUUAUCCCUCAGCUUACGAUGGUCAUGGGACCUUGUGCUGGUGGUGCAGUGUACUCGCCUGCUAUGACCGACUACAUCUUCAUGUGCCGCGACUCGUCGUACAUGUUUGUGACUGGCCCGGAUGUGGUGAAGACUGUGACCAACGAAGAGGUGACGCAGGAAGAACUGGGUGGCGCUGCUACGCACACCAAGACUUCUGGUGUGGCACACUGUGCGUUUGACAACGAUGUGGAAGCUAUUCGCGAGAUGCGUCGCUUCUUUGACUUUUUGCCGCUUAAUAACAAGGAGAAGCCGCCAGUGCGCAAGUCGGACGACGACCGCAACCGCCCCGUGCCCACGCUCGAGAGUAUUGUGCCACCGGACCCGAACGUGCCGUACAACAUGAAGGAUAUUAUCCAUCAGAUCGUGGACUCGUUCGACUUUUUCGAGAUCAUGCCCGACUACGCCAAGAAUAUCAUUGUUGGAUUCGGUCGCAUGGAGGGCCGUGUGGUGGGUAUCCUCGCGAACCAGCCCAUGGAGCUCGCUGGCUGCUUGGAUAUUAAUUCAUCUGUCAAGGGUGCACGCUUCGUGCGCUUCUGCGAUGCUUUCAACAUUCCCAUUGUGACGCUCGUGGAUGUUCCUGGCUUCCUGCCUGGCACGGACCAGGAAUAUGGUGGAAUCAUUCGUCACGGCGCUAAGUUGUUGUAUGCAUAUGCCGAGGCGACGGUGCCCAAGAUUACAAUCAUUACGCGCAAGGCUUAUGGUGGAGCCUAUGACGUAAUGAGCUCCAAGCACCUCCGCGGUGACAUCAACUACGCGUGGCCGUCGGCUGAGAUCGCCGUGAUGGGAGCCAAGGGAGCGGUGGAAAUCAUUUUCCGCGGCCAGAAUGUGGAGGAGAACACUGCCGAUUACGAGAAGAAGUUCGCCAACCCCAUGGUACGCUUGAUUAUGUUUGUCGCUGCCCAACGUGGAUUCGUGGACGACAUCAUCGAGCCUGUGAGCACUCGUCGUCAUAUUUGCGAGGAUCUAGAUGUGCUGGAAACCAAGGACGUCAAGAACCCAUGGAAGAAGCACGGCAACAUUCCGCUGUAGGUUCAAGCACCGCUAUACACUCAUCCGUCUACAGGUCGCCUCAAACCCUAUAAUCCGUUUCAAUUCA
Phytophthora infestans T30-4 is the source of this 1750-nucleotide messenger RNA. Its product is annotated as propionyl-CoA carboxylase beta chain, mitochondrial precursor. The coding region runs from base 94 to 1683 and encodes 529 amino acids. Gene Ontology annotation, cellular component: mitochondrion; acetyl-CoA carboxylase complex. NCBI's taxonomy places the organism in Eukaryota, Oomycota, Peronosporomycetes, Peronosporales, Peronosporaceae. The record is from RefSeq and is a predicted model, not a curated record. Gene Ontology annotation, biological process: fatty acid biosynthetic process. The transcript is spliced from 4 exons. Gene Ontology annotation, molecular function: acetyl-CoA carboxylase activity; propionyl-CoA carboxylase activity.